UAAAUCCAUUGUAGAUGAAAAUAGUGAUGCCAUCUUAGAAACUGUAAACUGUAAUCUUAGUGCUAAACAGCCUAAAACCAAUGAAAUCAAUAUUUCUAUUAAUGAAGAAAAAUUUGAAACAAAUUUAAGUUCUUUAAGUGUUGAUGAAAAUACAUGUGUUGAAAAGACUGAAAUCCAACCAGUGACCCAAAAUCUCAGAAUAAAUGAAGAAACUACUGUUCCCAAUAAAGAUCCUGCAUUGUGGAAAAUAAAUGAAAGUACCAUAGAUUAUUUUACACUUAAUGGGUUUGAUCAAAACUUAAAAAAUACUGACUUUUCUUCUUCUAAGAAACGUUAUAUUAGAAAUAUUCGUGGUAAGAAGCAAUCCUACUUCAGGUACUUUAAUCUAAAUUUAAUUAAAACAAAGCUCGUCAAUGGGGAAUCUAUAAAUCGUACAUUUGUUGUUUACUCUGAAAGUAAAGGUAGCAUAUACUGUGCACCAUGUCGAUUAUUUGGUGGUCCGAAUACUACCAAUAUAUUUUCUAAAUUUGGAUUUUGUGAUUGGAAAAAAGGUGAACAAAAAUUAAGUCGUCAUGAAAAUUCGUUAAAUCACAAGUCUUGUAUUCUAAAGAUGAAAAAAAGAGGAAGUGAAGUAGGGCGAAUUGACCAUCAACUCAUUUUACAAGUCCAAACAGAAACAAAUUACUGGAAAGAAGUCUUAACUAGAGUUGUAGCUGUAGUGAAGUCACUAAGUUCUCGGGGGCUAGCAAUGAGAGGGCACGACGAUAAGUUCGGAUCAACUCACAGUGGUAACUUUGUUAUGAGCUUAGAACUCAUUGCUGAGUUUGAUCCCUUCCUUAAAAAUCAUAUAUCUAAAUUUGGAAACAAAGGGAAAGGAACAACAUCAUACUUAUCUUUUACAGUAUUUGAACAGUUUAUAGAAAUUAUGGGUGAAAAAGUAAAGAAAACAAUUGUUAAUGAGAUAAAAAAUGCAAAGUAUUUCUCAAUAAUUGUUGACUCAACACCGGAUAUUUCUCAUACGGACCAAUUAGCAUUUAUUUUUAGAUAUGUAUCAAAUAAUGGUGAACCAGUUGAACGAUUUUUGAAAUUUUUGGCUAACUCAGGACACAAAUCUAAGGAUUUAGCAGAUGCUGUUUUUAUGGUUUUGGAAGAAAAUGAAAUAGACAUUAAUAACUGCCGCGGACAAUCUUACGACAAUGCUUCCAACAUGUCGGGAGUAUAUUCUGGACUCCAAGCAAGAAUCAAAGAAGCAUGUCUGCAUGCUGUUUACGUUCCAUGUGCAGCACAUUCAUUGAACCUAGUUGGUGAAUGUGCUGCUGAUUGCUGUAUAUAUGCUAAUGAGUUUUUCAAUUUUCUUCAGAAUAUUUAUUCUUUUUUUUCUGCAUCUACCUAUCGUUGGGAAGUUUUAGAUCAUUGCUUAUCCAAACCUGAAAAUGUAACUGUUAAAAGAUUAUCUGAUACCCGAUGGGCGGCUAGAUAUGAGGCUUGUUUAAGUUUAUCGCGUAACUGGAAUGAGAUUUUGAAAGUGUUAAAUAUUUUUAUUGACAAUCCAACUGAAAAUUCCAAAACUAAAUGUGAAUGUAAAGGACUGUUGAAGAAGAUGAAUAGCUUAGAAAUGGGUAUUCUGGUAUCAGUAUGGAAUGAUAUUUUAGAAAGGUUCAAUAUUAUAAGUAAGAAAUUGCAGAAUGUUCAUAUUGAUUUGACUAUUGUCAUAACCCUAUAUAAAUCAUUGAUAAAUUAUAUAAUGGAUUUAAGAAACAGCUUUUCAUAUUAUGAAAAACUUGUCAUGGAAAAAACUGGAAUUAUAGAAUAUAAAUUUUCCCGUACAAAAAAAAGAAAAAUUCCUUUUGAUGAAUCAUCUCAAGGUGAUAUAAAAUUAGAAGGUAAAAAUUUAUUUAAGAUAAAUACUUUUUUUAUCAUACUAGAUUCAUUACAUACGGAGUUGAGAAAGCGUCUAGAUUCUUAUGAAAAAAUUAAUACUUCGUUUGGAUUUUUGUUUAAUAUUACUGAGUUGUCAGUGUUGGAAGUAAGGCAAAAAUCUGGAGAGUUACAAAAACAAUAUUCUCAAGAUCUGGAUAUUUCUUUUAUGAAUGAAUGUAUUCAUUUCCGUGCUUACUUAAAAGACUUACCAGAAAGCAUAUCCACAAAAUCGGUUCUAGAUUUGUGUAAAAUCAUGAAAGAUGAUAAUUUACUAGAUAUUUACCCAUACGUUAAUAUUGCAUUGCGAAUGUUUUUGUGUGUUCCUGCAUCAAAUACAUCGGCCGAGCGUUCAUUCAGUACUCUUAAAAGGGUUAAAUCAUAUCUCAGAUCUUCGAUGAAUGAUGAUCGUUUAAAUUCUUUAGCAAUUCUAAAUAUUGAAUCUCAGUUGACAACUGCAUUAAAUUAUUAUGAAAUAAUUGAAGAUUUUGCAAGAUCAAAAGCUCUACGAAAAAUAUUAAUAUAACAA
Messenger RNA from Aphis gossypii (cotton aphid), 2446 nucleotides. RefSeq names its product zinc finger MYM-type protein 1-like. The record is from RefSeq and is a predicted model, not a curated record. NCBI's taxonomy places the organism in Eukaryota, Metazoa, Arthropoda, Insecta, Hemiptera, Aphididae. The transcript is spliced from 3 exons. Gene Ontology annotation, molecular function: protein dimerization activity. The coding region runs from base 611 to 2443 and encodes 610 amino acids.